UGCCUCAACAUUGAAAAUGAUAACCUGGCUGAGGUAAGCACGAUCACGAGCCCUGAACCCAAGCCAACAGAGAUGCACAACAGCUAUAAUUACUACAGCUCAUUACCCAUCGUGAGGAAAGAUGCCAACUGCGGCCCAGAUUUCCUGGGUAGUGUCGAGGGCCCCUUUUCCAGCAUUUUGCCACCAGAAGACACCAGCCCGCUGAGUGUGAACUCUUUAAGUGACAUGUCCCCUUCAAACUCUGAUUUCUGCGAGGAUUUCUACACGGCCUUUAUUGACAUGAAGGCGAGCAAUGACACAACAGCGCCAAACACCAUCAGUCAGUCGCUCGUGGAAAUCCUAAGUGAACCUAUCGAUCUUUCUGAUUUCUCACUGUGUAAAGCUUUUAAUGGCAACCACUCAGGAACCGCCCCAGAAUGUAAUGAUUCUGACUCUGGUAUUUCACUGAACGCAAGUUCUGCUGUAGCAUCACCUGAGCACUCUGUUGAGUCCUCUGCCUACGGAGAUAAGAGUUUUGGUUGUAGCGAUUCAGAAAUGGAGGAGAUGGACAGUGCUCCUGGCAGCGUGCUGCAGAGCAACGCCAGCACCUACUCCUUGCAGUUCCAGGAUCAAGUGUUUUCUCCCGUGGGGCCAGGCGCUCAACCACACGGUUUGCAGGGUACAAACACACCAAAGAAAGAGCCCCCUCCUAGUCCAGGCCACCCCGAAGCUCCGUUCACAAAAGAUAAACCUUCAAGCCGCCUCGAAGCUCAUCUCACAAGAGAUGAGCAAAGAGCCAAAGCUCUGCAGAUCCCUGUUCCUGUUGAACAAAUCAUCAAUCUCCCCGUUGAUGACUUCAACGAAAUGAUGUCCAAGGAGCAGUUUAACGAAACCCAGCUGGCGCUCAUUCGAGAUAUACGCAGGAGAGGCAAGAACAAAGUGGCUGCUCAAAACUGCCGUAAAAGAAAACUGGAAAAUAUAGUGGAACUGAAGCAAGACUUGAGCAACCUCAAAGUUGAGAAAGAGAAAUUGCUUAAGGAGAAAGGAGAGCAUGACAAAAGCCUCCGCCAAAUGAAAAAGCAGCUGACCACCUUGUAUCUCGAGGUCUUCAGCAUGCUGCGGGACGAGGACGGGAAGUCCUACUCCCCUAGCGAAUAUUCCCUGCAGCAAACCAGAGAUGGCAACGUCUUUCUUGUUCCUAAGAGCAAGAAGUCAGAGACUAAGCUGUGA
Molecule: messenger RNA, 1209 nt
Organism: Mesitornis unicolor (brown roatelo)
Lineage: Eukaryota; Metazoa; Chordata; Aves; Mesitornithiformes; Mesitornithidae
Product: nuclear factor erythroid 2-related factor 2-like
Exons: 1
Biological process (GO): regulation of transcription by RNA polymerase II; cellular response to oxidative stress
Cellular component (GO): nucleus
Molecular function (GO): DNA-binding transcription factor activity, RNA polymerase II-specific; RNA polymerase II cis-regulatory region sequence-specific DNA binding
Source: RefSeq, a predicted model, not a curated record